Messenger RNA from Entamoeba histolytica HM-1:IMSS, 630 nucleotides. RefSeq lists its product as uncharacterized. The record is from RefSeq and is a predicted model, not a curated record. The coding region runs from base 1 to 609 and encodes 202 amino acids. NCBI's taxonomy places the organism in Eukaryota, Evosea, Mastigamoebida, Endamoebidae. The transcript has a single exon.
AUGCAAGCCACCAUUAAACAUGAAUGCAAUGUUGCAGAACACCCUGCAUUCAAGUGUCUAUAUUCUUUUAGAGAAAUUAGAAAUUAUCAAAGUGAACAAGAAAGUGUCUUAUUAGCUCUUCUUAAUAAAUUUUAUGAUAUUACUUUUACUGCCCAUAAGAAACAAUCAUUAGUUACUGUACCAUUUUUUAGAAUUUUAACUCUUGAUGGCCCAGUUGAUUCUAUUCAAUUUAAAGAACUUAUCGAAAGAAGAAUUACUGAAAGACUUAAUGCUGAAGUAGCAAAUGGCUCAUCCUUAAAAACUGCUUUAAGAAGAUGUGAAAAUUAUAGAAUUGUUGAUUCUUUACAUAUUUUGACUGAUAUCUUAGAAGUUCUUGGUUAUAACUUCGAUACACAUCUUUCUACUGGAAAAAAAGGGACUUUAAAAGCUGAGUCAAUUUAUGGAAUAACCUCUUUAACAGGUAAUUUCUUAUUUAAUCAAGAAGGAAUAUCUCAUUUGGGAACUGAAGUAAGCAAAUAUAUUGUUGGUCUUGAAUCAAUUGAUGGUGUUUGCACUCUCCAUAGAAAUGAUCCUGUUAUCCAAAGUCUUUUACUCCCAAAGUUGAAGUAGAUAAGUCUUAAUUGUUUAUUU